This is a messenger RNA of Closterium sp. Naga37s-1, 984 nucleotides long. The record is from the annotation of a GenBank genome assembly. Lineage: Eukaryota; Viridiplantae; Streptophyta; Zygnematophyceae; Desmidiales; Closteriaceae.
AUGGUGAUUGCUGGUGUUGACGAGCCGUCGCCAGAGCGCGCUGCCGCCUGGUCGGCUGUGGUCGCCAAGCCCCUGUCGGAACCCGAAAGGGCGACCACGGCGAUGAAGCCCCCUCUCCCUCCUGCUCCGAAGCCCGCGUCAGCAGUCUCUGAAAAGACUCCUCCCCUCGCACACGAGGCUCCCGUUGCCGUGAUUGCUCUUGUCCAGUCUGAGCAUGUUGCUGCUCUCUCCCCUCCAGCUGUUGUUCCCGCUCCGCCGGCUGAUGUUGUUGUACCGUCAGUACCUGCACCUGCUGGGGCCGUUGCUGAUCCCCCGGUUCCCGUCCCUGGCGCGCCCGUGGCGCUGCCCGCUUCUGCCCCCGGCGAGCCUGCUCUGGCGCCUGCUUUGCCGCCAAAGGCGGCGUCCGCCACCACUGGCGUCCCGGCUCCGUCGGUUGCGCCUGCGGCGGCGGGUCAGUCCGCCCCCGCCGUGACGGCGGUGGCUCCUGCAGGCCAGCCGUCACGCUCUCCGUCGCCUGACCGUCGCUCGUCGCGCCCCCAUUCCCCCGCUCCCCACCAGGACCGCAAGUCGUCUCGUCGCCGGCGUGAGUCUCCACGGCGGUACCAGCAAGAGUCGCACUGGGGGUCAAGGGGAUUGGAGGGGUCCCCGCGCUCGUGGCGGGGUCUCCACGCUCUGCUGCUAAUUCAGGUGCUGGCCCACUCGUCUCUCCCUCUGAUCCCUCCUGAGUCCUUCCGUGGCCGCCAGCGGGACUCUUGCCUGGACGCGGCGGACCAGCUCGCGGUGCUGCUGGUGCCCGUGCUGGCUGCGCCCGUGGAGGGUGGCGCUGCUACUGCGGGACAGCUUGACGAGGCUGUCCGGGGCCUGAGGCGGCACUUGCGCGCAGGAUCUGGAGCCGCGGCGAUCGGCGCAAGCACGCUUGUGGUCCGGGAGCUGUGGCGCUCCCUGACGGGCGUUCUUCACGCCCUUGGAGCUCACCGCAUGUAG